CAGUGUUUUUCUCCAGGCGUCUAUAACCUAGUCUUGUGUCAAAACGCAGAAGAUAUUGAGAUCAUAUUGGGAAAAAAACCAGCUAAACCUCUUUAAUUUCUUAGCUCUGAAGGGCUCGUGUUAUUCGAAAUGGGGCUGAAUAACGUGCUGGUGUGGUCACAAGUGACGACGUAUUUAUUAGCCCUGUUGUUGGCGCUCUGUAUCAUCAUCCCAGUGUCUUUUCAUCUCGUAGAUUUCAAAGGUCACUGUCUCUUAUUCAGCAAUGGUACAUGGCGUGAAUCAGAUGGUCAACUGGUGGUUAAUUGGGGCCACCAAGGCUUCUGCACCUAUAAUAUAAGUUGGGCUGGUGUGUCCCUACUCAUUGCCCUUGUUCAGGUCUACCGAUUUAUAGCACAGAUAUGCAGAGGAACAGAGAGUUCUUUCCUGAGUGCCUUCUUUGACAUACUGCUAAGUCUUUUCAUGUCUAUGGCAGCCCUUGCUGGUGCGCUGAUGAUUACAAUUGGAUACCAGACCUGGUGCAAUGCCAUUAUGUUGCGAUUUGAAACGUGUGAAGAUGCAACUACUAACGACAUUGACCGAGAUGAUGGGAUCAACACUUCAAUGUUUUACAUGCAAUUUGGAACUGCGCAGUUUGGAGCCUGGACUUCUUGGGUUUGCUGGGUUGGUCUCUCCAUGUUUUCUAUGUUGAAAGUAUGCAAGUACCACCAGCAGGAAAAUAUUAGAGUUUCAAUGGCACGAGAACGAGCGAGACUUGUCGGAGACAGACAUUCACCCCUGAGGGAAUUGUAAUCACUAUUCUUUAAAUUUUGGAAGCAGCCAUGAUACUGAACAAAUUUAACUGUCACCUCCAGUUUUCACAUCUCAUUCAAGGCAGAGGAGAAGAUGAUUGACGGUCAUGUGGUGAAACUACUUUCUAGUUAUCAUGAUGGAUUGCAGCCUUCCCUACUUAGUGAUGAUUAUAGAUCAGUAUUUGAUGCUGAUGUAGACUUGUUAGAGUAAAAAAAUAAUACUUACUUUCCCCUGAAUUAGUACAUGAAAUACUAUCUUCACUGUACUAUUGGUAUAAGCUACACAGUAUGUAUGGUAUAUUAAGAGAGAACUUAUGAUUAUCAGUGCUACUGUCAAAUUGUCAUCAUUCUCAUUUUUAUUUUUACUUAUAUAGGACUACAGGAAUCUACUUUCAGCAGAAGAAAUAUUGAUUUCAUAAUACAUUUACAUGUUUUUCGUGUAAGGCAGUUCACGGUUAUCAGCAGACUCGGUUAAUGGCAAUCCGGUUUUAUGGGGCUUAUCUAGCCCCAUAAAAUCGGCAAUUUAUGGCGACAUAACGGGCCAAGUUUCAGUUAUCGGCACCAUAAGGUGCUGAUAAUAGCGUUGUGGUGCCAUAAUAUACCUAACAGAGGCGCCAUUAACCAAAACUUGGCACCUAAAUCGCAAGGUUUGGUUUAUGGCGGUUUUCGUUUAUCAGCACCCUGCCAAGAAUGGAACCCCCGCUGAUAACCAGGGACUGCCUGUGCUCAUUUUACCAAAUUUGAAGGGAAGAUAAAAGCACAAGAAAUUGUAUAAUGUAAAUAAGACUUAAGUAACAAAAUUUGAAAUGUUUUCAUGUGUUUGCAAAGGUAUGUCGUACAUUCCUUAACCAACUGUCUGAGGAAUGUUGCUCAGCAUGAGCUGCAAAUCUGUCUGAUUACUGCUGCUGUACAACUAAUGUAGAAUUAACAUUUUUUCCACAUUAUUAGUAAACAUUGAAAUGUUCAAGAAAAGUUAAGGGUACUGAAUUUUUUUUUUUUUAUAAAGCACAGUGUAUUUCCUUUUGGACAUUAGUUAUUGGUAGAUAACUUGUUACCUCUCUUUUGUAAAUUGGUAAAGACUUGUUUAUCAGUUGUCCAUUGUUGAAAUUUUUUGGCCGUGUGUCUUCCUAGUGUUUACUCUUCAAAAAAUAUUCAAUACUUGUAGUUUAAAAGGUUAUCUUUCAUGUGAGGAAUUUCACAGUUAAUAUCAUUAAGAGAAGUAUUGAGUAACCGCAGUUGUUUUUAACACUUGUCUACAUUUAUGUUUUUAAUGUUUGUUCAUUAGAGAGUCAUUUCAUAUAUAUUUUCAUGUCAUAAUCAUUUAUAUUAAUUUUUUAGGUAUUUGUAGCUUUCAUUAUUUCAUAUAAGACACUGAAUUACGUAUAUAUAAUAUAUAUUACUUAUAUAUGUACUGCACCCACAUUCAUGCACUCAACAUAUAUUUCAUGGGGAGAAAAGACAAUAGGGUUGAUUUGACUAUACUGUAUACGAUUCCUCUUACUUGCUCCCUCCAACAGUGUUAAUACAGUAUAAAUUAUAAUACAGUAUUUUGAAACAUACUGUAGGAUGCGUACAAAAACUAAAAUUAAACUCAGAUAAUCUGAUGUGUCAUUCUCUUAAAAAGUGGGGUGUCAAAAUUAUCUCUUUCAGGUUGCGCUACUGUAUCCUCUUGUCUUUGAAGUUGCUAUAUUAUAAAUGCCCCUUGAGUCAAGAAUUUAUUGGGCAGGUUAAUGUGUUAUUGAAUGCGUUCAUGUCGGAUAGAAAUUUGUUUCAAGAUUAUAAGUGAGGGUUUCAUAUGUUUGUAGUAUUUUGGCAAUAUAUAGUAUUCCAUUAAUAAGAUAAAUCAUCCUUUACAGGAAAGUUGGUGAAGGAAAGUUAGUUUACUGUAACCGUGCCAUAUCUGUAAUUAUUAUUUCAUUGUUGGUGGAAUAUUAAAAAAAAUAUUACAUAUGAUACUGCGUAAAUGAUGUUUACUCAUAGGUGGACGGUCAUUAUUUAAAAACUGUCAGGAUUAGCUUGAAGAAAUUCCUAAUUAUGCCUAAUGUAUGGUGAAAGCAACAUUGAUAGUAUUUGCUUUAAGUACCAUAUUUUAUUAUGGCACCUGUCAUUUGUUUAGGCUUCAUUUUAGUUGUGCUUCAUUGGGGCCAUUUGAUGUUUUCCAUGACUAAAAAAUUGUUUUCUUUGCAUAAUUUUAUUGCUAACCUAUUCAUGUGCUGUAUUUAUGGUUUUGUGCUUUGCCAAAGAAGAAAUACAAUACUGUAAUAACGUAAAUAGCAACGUGUAGUGAAACAUAUGCAACCAAAAGCAUAUUCUGUAUUCAGUGAUGGGUUGAAAUCUUCCAUUUUUGCAGUUAUGCUACAGCAUCUCUAGAUAGAAAAACUCAAUUAUCGUUACCUAAUGCGACUUCUGUGUUAACAGCAUGAUUUUUUUGACGAAUAUGCCUACUUUUAAAGUUUGUUAAAGAUACCUUCCCUAAGGUUUGUGAUUAUCCAAGUACUAGGAGUGCCUUAGAAGCACUUAAAAAUUAAUGUAAAAAUAUUUUUCCAUUCAACAGAUCAAAUGGAUUCUCCAUAACUAUUUUCAAGCUGGUAUAGGUUUUGAAGUGCAUAGGAUCGAUACGUUAAAGGAAAUAAAGGUGCCAAAAAGUGGCUAAAUCUGCAGAGGUUAUGAUUAAAUCAAAUAUCAUUAUUCCAUGAAUGAUUAUUUGACCUAGCCGGAGUCUGUUAGAAGGAAUAUAAGGCAAGAGUGAUGAAGUAGAUAAAAAUAUGUUAAGCCUUUUUAAACCAACAGUUGGUUAGUGGUAGGUACCAGUACAUAAACAAAAGCUUGUUGAAGUGGUAGUUAGUUAGUGGUAGGUACCAGUACAGAAAGAAAUGCAUGUUGAAGUGGUAGUUGGUUAGUGGUAGGUACCAGUGCAUAAAGAAAAGCAUGUAGAAGUUGUAUUAUCACGCUGAGAAUUGGCCACACCAGUUUAAUGCUGUUACAUAAUAGGGACCCCUCAUGAUCAUUUCCCAUGUAUAGAGAAUGCAACGCUUCAUAAUCAAAACACCAUACUUAGUGAGAAUACUUAAAUUUCAGUGGCUUAAUGACAAGAUUGGACACAAAUCAAUCAAAGAAAUUUUUAAUGCAACGUUUACGUUCUACUUGUGCAUUUGCGAAGAUGAAGUUUAAUAUAUUGGACAGAAUAUUAAAGAACCCUCCAGUCAGCACUGUUCGUGUUAAUAUUUUUAACUUGCUAGUCUGGUUAAAUGACCUUUUAUAACUAACAAAAGAGCAUCCAGUUUCAUUUCAUUGCUUUGAGCCAACCUGUAUAAGGCCUGUCAUUGGAAGUAUUAAUGACAGAAUAAAAGUACCUUGUCUCAUUUGAGUGUAUUGUAUAAUCUAGUUCUUUAAUUCUGACGCAGAUGUUUAAAUUCAAGUGGCUGAAGUUUAAGUUCAUUUCAUUUUUGUUGUAUUAGCUUCUAUUUCUGUGUCUGAUAUUUGCUGUGUAAGCCACAUGGAAAAUUAUUUAAAAUUAGUUUUUGACAUAUUUUCAAACUUAUGUACUGAAUAUAUCUUGCUGUUGCAGUUUUUAAUUUAACAUUACAAAUUUUAAAAGUAUUGAGAGUAAGUUGACUUCUAAAAUUGUAUCAUUCCUACAGAUUUCUUUUACGUUUGAUGCCCUGAUAUUUUAUGCCUAAGUUUAUCGCAUUGUUAGAAGUUCAAGGUGAGGACGUCCGUAUUGACCGUAAUGUACCCAGACUUUACCUGUAUACAUAGAUUUUUAUUUGUCGUGUUGAGUGAGGUAUGAGUGUGUGAAUACAAUAAACUUACCAAAACUCUAUAGAUAUCCUGGUUUAGGGUGUAAAACCCAAAAUGUAUAUAGUGUGAGUACCCUCAUGAUAUAUACAGUACCCAUAUUUGGUAUCUUUGUCAGCUCUAAAUUUGAGCAUUUAUCAUUUGCUGACUUUGGUGAAUAAUGACUUCAAAUUUUGUGGAUUGUUAAAUUUUUUUUUAAAAAGAUUUUUGACUUCUGUCAUUUUUUUUUUAAGUUUUUGCAAAGUUGUUUAGAGUUCAGCAAACUAAGAUGAUUGUAAAGUGAAUUCUUGUAGUACUGUAUUUUAUGAGUCCACUGUAUAGAAUAUAGAUCAUCCACAUAUUUUACAAUGAAGUAACGAUCAAGUGCUUGAAUGAAAUUUUUGUGUAGUGUCUAUUUUUGUUCCUGAAGCGAAGAAGUAAUGAGGGUGUGUAUUCCCAUGUUUCAAAGUGAAUUGUCUUGGAUCUAUAAGACGUGUAUUCUUUAUCAAUGUAUGGGACUGUAAUGAUGUAUUUUUAUAUAUAUUAGUCAUUAAUUUAUCCGUUGUAAAUCUUGAACUAUUAGGUAUAAUAAGGCUUGUACACAUUAACAGAAUUUUCACAAUGAAGUACGAUGGUCUUAGUUUUUGUACUAUUGUAGCUUGUAAUUUUGUAUUGAAGAAAAUAUAGUCUUAAAUGCCAAGA
Messenger RNA from Macrobrachium nipponense, 5267 nucleotides. Its product is annotated as transmembrane protein 179-like. Bases 130 to 789 code for a protein of 219 amino acids. The record is from RefSeq and is a predicted model, not a curated record. NCBI's taxonomy places the organism in Eukaryota, Metazoa, Arthropoda, Malacostraca, Decapoda, Palaemonidae. The transcript is spliced from 7 exons.